Molecule: messenger RNA, 3854 nt
Organism: Balearica regulorum gibbericeps (East African grey crowned-crane)
Lineage: Eukaryota; Metazoa; Chordata; Aves; Gruiformes; Gruidae
Source: RefSeq, a predicted model, not a curated record
UCCAUCUCCAUGCGUACAGCAUCGAGAGCAUGACAACGUUUCCCAAUGGCUGUGGAAAUGGCACCACCGUUACCUGCGUAGUUAUGGAUAAUAAAGACCCCCAAAACCAGACUACCUGUGUCAGUCAUAACGGGGGUUACAGCACCAGCAACAGUCAUGAGGAGGAAAUUCAAGAGGAUAAGCUCAGCCCUUCCAAAAUCAUGCGCUUUUUCACCACUCCUCGGAAACGGGCUAAUUCCAGCUCUGACAGGCCUCGUUCUCUGGUUUUGAUGGGCAACUCGACCACGUGGAAUGCUUUGUCUUCCAUCAGAAAAAUGGGAUCUUUCAAGAAGUUGAAAUCUUCUGUUCUCCAAGGAAUUCAAACAAGGGAAUGCUCAGACGUCUUAAAUGAGAACAGCGUAGGCAAACAUGGUUCAAACGGGGCAGUGGUGAGAGUUCAGACUAACAGAUAUUCCUAUUCGGGGCCUCUCCAUGAUUUCCAGAACGCAGUGGAUUGUUUAGCUUCUGACUGCUCUGAUGCGGAGGAGAGCGAUGAGUCUUUCCUGAGGAAUACUCAUCGCUCACGCAGCAUCAGGCGGGCUUACGGUGCUGGCCGCAUAAACUUGCUAGACACGGAUAAAGUUCAGAGUCAUCACAACUGUACUAGACCAACAUCACCUGUCAUUGCAGAGCCAAAGAUCUGUGAAAUUUUGGUGAAAGACUCUGAAAACAACAGGAUCAUUUAUCGGAGAAGCAAAAGUUCGGAUAAUUUGAACUUUCUGAAAAAAAGCUCAUUCAAACGGAAGUCCACCUCAAACCUCACUGACCUCAAGGUUGCAAAUGAAAAACAAACGCCAACAAGGACUGUGAGUGUUACUUCUGCUGACUCGGACAAAACCAGUGGGAACCCUGAGAGGAGAUCCAAGCGAUGGAAGAGCCCUAUCAGGGCAAAGGAUUUUGACCGAGUUUUGAAGCUUGUCAGUAACGUUACAGAUGUUGCAUGGAAGAAGGAUGACCCCAAGAGCGCCGCUCCUUCUCCCACUGAGCAGUCCCAGAGAACAAGGUCAAACAGUAGACUGCAUGAUGACUACUCCCGCAGGGUUUCCAGCAGCACGGACCAUGACAGAAAGAGAUGCACCUCCCCAGUAUCUAGUCCAGACUCUUCCUUGCCGGGAACACCUUGUCUGCAAAGCCCCACAGUUGCUCAGGAUAAAGAGGCUGAAAUGAAUGUAGCUGUUGCUGAAGACAAAAGCCUCAGGAUGUCAUCAGGUAUCCCAGACUCUGAUAGCUUAUCACCCACGCUGAAUGACAUUAGUCCAUUUCCCAAUGAAGUGUUUUAUUCAGACUCAGAUGAACCAAAAGUUACACAGCAGUUUACACAUGAAGCUGAAAACCCUCACAUUCCGGUCAGGCCGACUGCUCCAAAGCCUCAAAGUCCCACUGCAGAGAAGGUCAAGUGCGAUAUGAAUUUCCAGUGCCCAAACCAUCACAGCACGUGUUCGCUGAGCUCAUCAGAGAGCGAGGAGAGAGCCGAGGUACCAGGUCUGAAGCUGGGCAGGAAUCCUGUUUGCUUCCAGGACUCGGUGCAAACUGUGUACUAUGAUGAUGGCAAUGAAGACAGUGGCAUAAGCAGUCACUCUCAGCUGAGCCUCAAUUUAGCCUCUGGUGCUGAAGAGAAAAAGGAAGAGAUAAGGGUUGUUUCUGAUGACCACUGGAAGAGGUCCCCAUCCCAGGAUGAAGAAAAGACAGACACACAAAAGGUCACACCCAGGAGAUGGGGCUCUGGAAAAAGAUCUCGUCCCAGACCUCUCUCAGACUAUGGCCAAAUGUCGAUCAGAAGUUUCUCUAUACCAGAAGAUGCAGUUGCGGUGGAGUCUCAGAAGACAGACUGCACGGAUGGAGAAAAUCAGCCAGGACUGGCUUCCGUCGGGUCUGUGAUCCAAAGCAAUACAGUAGGCUACCACAGAGGGCGAAAAAGAAGACCCAUCUCCGUAAUAGGUGGGGUCAAUUUCUAUGGAAGCGGUCCGGCGGAAGAGAUAGAAGGUCUGCUGACACAACCUGUAACACGGCCACCCAUUCCAGCACACCAGGUCCCCCCUUACAAAGCUGUUUCAGCCAGGUUCCGGCCGCUCACCUUUUCACAAAGUACUCCCAUCGGCCUGGACCGGGUUGGACGAAGGCGGCAGAUGAGAACAUCUAACGUUGCUGCAGAUGGUGGGACUGAAUCUUCGGCCUUAGUGGAUGACAAUGGCAGUGAGGAAGACUACAGUUACGAGGAGCUCUGCCAAGCCACUCCCAGGUACCUGCAGCCCGGAGGGGAACAGCUAGCAAUUAAUGAGCUGAUAAGCGAUGGCAGCAUUGUCUAUGCAGAAGCUCUCUGGGACCAUGUGACUAUGGACGAUCAAGAGCUGGGCUUCAAAGCUGGAGACGUCAUUAGAGUCCUAGAAGCUUCCAACAAAGACUGGUGGUGGGGAAGAAAUGAGGACAAGGAAGCCUGGUUUCCAGCUAGCUUUGUCAGGCUGCGAGUUAAUCAGGAAGAAGUGCCAGAAAAUUGUAGUAGUAUCCAGGAUGAAGAACACGAUGCAGAUAUUAGCAAGCAUCGUCAGAAAAUAGCUGAAAACAAGGAUCAGAUGAGAACCAACGUUAUACAGGAAAUUAUGAACACAGAACGAGUCUAUAUCAAGCAUCUCAAGGACAUCUGUGAGGGUUAUAUUCGGCAGUGUCGCAAACAUACAGGAAUGUUCACCCCAGCUCAGUUAAGCACCAUUUUUGGAAAUAUUGAAGAUAUUUACAAGUUCCAAAGGAAGUUUCUGAAGGAUCUUGAGAAACAGUACAACAAAGAGGAACCUCAUCUAAGUGAAAUAGGGUCAUGUUUUCUUCAACAUCAAGAAGGCUUUGCUAUUUAUUCAGAGUAUUGUAACAAUCAUCCCAGUGCCUGCAUUGAACUUUCCAAACUAAUGAAACAGGGCAAAUACCGUCACUUCUUUGAGGCCUGUCGCUUGCUUCAGCAGAUGAUUGACAUUGCCAUUGAUGGUUUUCUUCUCACACCCGUUCAGAAAAUCUGCAAAUACCCUCUGCAGCUUGCAGAACUGCUCAAAUACACCACUCAGGAGCACAGUGAUUAUAACAACAUAAAAGCUGCGUAUGAGGCUAUGAAGAAUGUAGCGUGCCUGAUCAAUGAGCGAAAACGAAGACUAGAAAGCAUAGACAAGAUUGCACGUUGGCAAGUCUCUAUCGUAGACUGGGAGGGACCAGAUGUGUUAGCCAGAAGCUCAGAACUGAUCCACUCAGGAGAACUGACCAAAAUAUCAAAGCAAGGCAAAAGUCAGCAGAGGACUUUCUUCCUUUUUGACCAUCAGCUUGUCUUCUGUAAGAAGGACUUACUGAGAAGGGACAUAUUGUAUUAUAAGGAUCGUAUUGACAUGGAUGAGAUGGAAAUUGUGGACACUGAAGAUGGCAGAGACAAAGACUUUAACAUUAAUGUCAAGAAUGCUUUUAAGAUAGUAAACAGAGCAACAGAAGAGAUUCACUUGUUCUGUGCAAAAAAACAGGAGGAUAAAAAAAGAUGGAUGGAGGCGUGCGAAAGUGAAAGGAGAAGAGUUCAGGAAGACAAGGAAAUGGGAAUGGAAAUCUCAGAAAACCAGAAGAAACAAGCCAUGCAGAAUGCCCGUAAGUCAAGGCAUGGAAAAAUUAAAGGUGGCUACAACGGGCGUCCUGUGCCUCCUCCACACCAAAGCCUGCAUCCUAUUCAUCAGCGCCACAUCACUGUGCCUACCAGCAUCCCGCAGCAGCAGGUUUUUGCCCUGGCAGAACCCAAGCGGAAGCCAUCCCUCUUCUGGCAUACCUUCAACAAACUCACCCCCUUCAAAAAGUGA